UGACAGUGCUUUGGUGGCGGACAGUUUUACCAGACGGACCCUCAAAUGUUUACACGUGAGGUUACUGCAGGACUCUGAUCCACACUUCAAGAGGUACACUAACAGAUGUAUUUCUCUCUUAUUGUAAACUACAAAGAUCGCUGCUGAAAAUGGGUAAACUCAGGAAGAAACACAACUGGAAGGGAAGACAGCAGAGUGACUCUCAGCAGCCAGCAGAUGAAGCGAAGACAGAGAUUGUUUUGGAGAUGAAAGAUGGAGACAGGCUGAAAGGUGUAGAUGAGAGCAACGCUUUGGUCCUCCCAGCCAACAAAGCCAAGAAGAAGACAUCCUCAGUGACACCUGUCUCCAGAAAGAGACCCCUCACUAAGAAACAGAAGAAAGAGCUGCAGAAGGUGCUGGAGCGGAAGGAAAAGAAGGCUCAGAGAGCAGACAUCCUGACCAAACUGGCCGAGGUGCAGCUUCCAGAUUCUGAGCUGAAACUGCUCUACACCACAUCCAAACUAGGAACAGGAGACAAACUUUACCAGACUAAACAGUCAUCUGAUGAAAUAAAAGAUGGGGACUCGGGGCCAAAAAUCAGCAGCUUAAGUGGAGCGAACAGAAAAAGAAAGUGGAAAGAAGAAGAAGACGAGGAAGAGGAACAAAAGGCAGAGGAAAUUAGUGACACAGACACCUCGUCUGAUGAAAGUGAUGAAGAGGAACAAAAUCAGACCAUGGAGAGUGAAUCUAAGGAAACCCCAGAUCCUUCUCAGGAGACAGAGAACAAACAGGAAGUGAAGGACGAACAACUCAAAACAGAAGCGGGUGAACAGAAAAAGACUUCAGCUGAGGAGAAAGUCCAAAACAAGACCCCUUCACAGCCAGCCAUAUUUGUUCCUGUUGACAGAGCACCAGAUAUUCAGGAGGCUCGUCUGAAGCUUCCUGUGCUGGGAGAGGAGCAGGUCAUAAUGGAGGCGGUGAGAGAAAGUCCCUGUGUUGUCAUCUGUGGAGAGACGGGAAGUGGAAAGACCACACAAGUUCCUCAGUUUCUGUAUGAAGCUGGCUAUGGCAGUGGCAGUGGUAUAAUAGGCGUCACAGAGCCAAGAAGAGUAGCAGCUGUCAGUAUGUCACACAGAGUGGCUAAGGAGAUGAAUCUGUCCACACGUGUGGUGUCAUACCAGAUUCGAUACGAAGGAAACGUGACCAGUGACACUAAGAUCAAGUUCAUGACGGAUGGUGUUCUGCUGAAGGAGAUUCAGAAGGACUUCCUGCUGCAGAGAUACAGCGCGAUCAUCAUAGACGAGGCCCAUGAAAGGAGCGUGUACACUGACAUCCUCAUCGGACUGCUGUCUCGAAUCGUUCCGCUCAGAGAUAAAAAAGGUUUACCCAUGAAGCUGCUGGUCAUGUCGGCUACUCUGCGAGUGGAAGACUUCACAGACAACACAAAGCUGUUUCCAAUGCCUCCACCUGUCAUUAAGGUGGACGCUCGACAGUUUCCUGUUACUAUACAUUUUAAUAAACGCACCCCGACGGAGGACUACACCGGGGAGGUUUUCCACAAAACCUGCAAGAUCCACCGGAUGCUGCCUCCAGGUGGUAUCCUGGUGUUUCUGACCGGUCAGGCAGAGGUCCACAGUCUGUGCAGAAGACUGAGAAAAGCUUUCCCAUUCAGGAAGGGAAACACAACUACAGGUGAAGAGGAGGAAGCAGACCGCUCAGAGGCACUGAAGAAGUUUAAGAAAGCCAAACAGAAGAAACCAGUCUCUCUGCCCCGUAUCGACCUGGAUAACUACUCUGCCCUCCCGCUGGACGAAGGAGACGAGGACAGAGAGGCAGGGAUCUGGGACGAUAUGUACGAGGAUGACGGCUCUGACGUGGACAUCGGAGAAGAUCCCGCACAUGCAGAGGAGAAAGCCGACCCCUCUAUCCCUCUCUACGUUCUCCCUCUGUACUCUCUGCUGGCUCCGGAGCAGCAGACUAAGGUGUUCAAGCCUCCUCCUCCUGGGACUCGUCUCUGUGUGGUGGCCACCAACGUUGCCGAGACAUCCUUGACCAUCCCUGGAAUCAAAUAUGUGGUGGACUGUGGUCGAGUUAAGAAGCGUUUCUAUGACAGAGUGACCGGGGUGUCUUCUUUCAGGGUCUCAUGGACCUCCCAGGCCUCAGCCAAUCAGAGGGCAGGUAGAGCAGGACGAACAGAGCCAGGACACUGCUACAGGUUGUACUCCUCUGCUGUCUUUGGAGACUUCAGUUUGUUCUCAGAGGCAGAGAUCACUCGCAGACCUGUGGAGGACCUGAUUUUACAGAUGAAGGACCUCAACAUAGAUAAGGUGAUCAAUUUUCCGUUUCCCACAUCUCCCUCUGUCGAGUCUCUGGUUGCAGCAGAGCAGCUGCUGGUCUCAUUGGGAGCUCUGAAAGAGCCGCCUCGCACAGGAAGGGUGAAAGAGAUGGAGAGAGCAAGGUUGAGCUGUCCCAUCACCCCCUUGGGCAGAGCCAUGGCUUCCUUCCCUGUGGCUCCGCGUUAUGCUAAAAUGUUAGCGCUGGGUAAGCAGCAGGAUUGCCUGCCAUAUGUCAUCGCUGUGGUAGCUGCCAUGACAGUCCGAGAGCUUUUUGAAGAUCUGGACAGACCUGCAGGCAGUGAAGAUGAGAGCUCCAAGCUCACCCAGCGACGAGCUCGACUCACCCAAAUGAGGAGGUUGUGGGCUGGGCAAGGAGCCGCACUCCUGCUUGGGGACCUCAUGGUCAUGCUUGGUGCAGUUGGUGCUUGUGAAUUCGCUGGCUGUACCCCAAAGUUUUGUGAGGAUAACGGCCUGAGGUAUAAAGCCAUGGUCGAGAUCAGGAGGCUCCGAGGACAGCUUACCAACGCAGUGAAUGCAGUAUGUCCAGAGGUGGGAGUGUUUGUGAAUCCAAAAAUGGCUCCCCCGACAGAACACCAGGUGGUCUGCUUGCGGCAGAUCGUUCUGGCUGGAUUGGGAGACCACCUAGCGAGGCGUGCACACGCCGAAGAUAUUCUGGACCCGAAAUGGAAAAGCGGAUACAAGACGCCUCUCAUGGAUGAGCCGGUGUUCAUCCAUCCCUCCUCUGCCCUGUUCAAAACGCUGCCAGAUUUUGUGGUCUACCAGGAGGUCAUGGAGACUACCAAGAUGUACAUGAAGGGUGUGUCAGCAGUAGACGCUGAGUGGGUCCCCCAGCUUCUGCCUCAGUAUUGUCAUUUCAACCCUCCACUAGAGACACCUUCACCGUGGUUCUGCUCUUCCACCGGCACCAUCAGGUGUAACCGUUCCAGCACCUUUUUCCGUGUUGGGUGGCCACUGCCAGCAGUGGAGAAGGAAUAUCCAGAUGGCCUGGAGCGUUACAAACUGUUUUCAAAGUUUCUGCUCGAGGGACAGGUUUGUCCUAAACUUAAGAAAAACAGCACCCACCUUCUAUCAAACCCUUCAAUCAUGCUGAAAACAUGGGCAAAACUGCAGCCCAGGACCGAGGCUGUGCUGGGAGCGCUGGUGUCAAAGGGAGUGGAUUGCAGAGACGCUCUCCUUGCUGUCUGGAAAACUGAGGAGAAAUUUCUGCUGUCUGCAUACUGCCAGUGGUUACCUGAAGCCAUGCAUCAAGAAGUGGCCAAAAGUUGGCCUCCGAUGUGAGGGCAGACUUUUGAAAAGAAGGAAGAGACACUUUUGGCACACUCAAAAUGUAACACCACCACAACAACCCAGGCUUUUCUGAUGUUUUUAUUUUAUAUAAUGUAUCUAUGACUUGUACAGAUUUUGUGUCAGACAGAAAAAAACACAACUUGAGCUCUAAAAUGAUUUUUAACCUGUUAACACUGUGGUGCUGCCAGUGAUGCUUGUCUUAUUGGUCUUCAUAAGACUCAUUAAAACUGUGUGGCUCUGAA
Notolabrus celidotus (New Zealand spotty) is the source of this 3865-nucleotide messenger RNA. RefSeq names its product DEAH (Asp-Glu-Ala-His) box polypeptide 37 (gene dhx37). Gene Ontology annotation, cellular component: nucleolus; intracellular anatomical structure. Lineage: Eukaryota; Metazoa; Chordata; Actinopteri; Labriformes; Labridae. The record is from RefSeq and is a predicted model, not a curated record. The transcript is spliced from 27 exons. Gene Ontology annotation, biological process: maturation of SSU-rRNA from tricistronic rRNA transcript (SSU-rRNA, 5.8S rRNA, LSU-rRNA). Bases 150 to 3614 code for a protein of 1154 amino acids. Gene Ontology annotation, molecular function: RNA binding; ATP binding.